Messenger RNA from Aspergillus tanneri, 1281 nucleotides. Its product is annotated as pepsin-like aspartic protease. The coding region runs from base 1 to 1281 and encodes 426 amino acids. The record is from RefSeq and is a predicted model, not a curated record. Gene Ontology annotation, molecular function: aspartic-type endopeptidase activity. Gene Ontology annotation, biological process: proteolysis. Lineage: Eukaryota; Fungi; Ascomycota; Eurotiomycetes; Eurotiales; Aspergillaceae. The transcript is spliced from 3 exons.
AUGGAGCUUCUCCUGUCGUUUCUAUUCGCUCUGUUUUUCACGUCUGGAGUGAUUUCAGCUCCAACAUCCCAUCAACACAAGGGUAGGUCCUAUAAAGUUGGGCGCAUCCGAGCUGGUAAUGGCGCAGUGGAUGGCCCUGUCGCCUUGCGCAAAGCAUACCGCAAAUAUAACAUUAUCCCAUCCGACCUGGGCGUGGAUCUACCGGAUUUUAAGCCCCUAUCCACCAAGCCUGCAAGUGCCAACAAGCUGGUCUCUGAACCAGAGAAAUCGGGGUCUGUCAGCGCGGUUUCUGUGGCGGGGGAUGUUGCAUUUGUUUCUCCGGUUACUGUUGGGGGACAGAAGCUUGUUCUAAAUCUUGAUACAGGUUCCGCGGAUUUUUGGUUGAUGAAUUCAAGGAUUCCAAAAGGGGCUAUUAGGGACCGCACCCGGUUGUUUCAUCCGGAGAAUUCAUCUACAUUUGAGGAUAUGCCGGAUGCGAGCUUUGAUGUCUCUUACGGCGAUUCGUCGUAUGCGUUUGGUCGCGUGGGAACGGACACUGUCAAUAUGGGGGGUGCGAUUGUUAAGAAGCAGGCUAUUGGUCUUCCAGACCAGGUAUCUGAUUCGCUUAUCGGGGAAACCUACGAUGAUGGGCUCGUUGGCUUGUCUUUCUCGUCUAUCAACACCGUUCGGCCACAGAGACAGAAGACGUUCUUUGAAAAUGUCGCCAAAGAUCUUGACGUGCCUGUUUUCACAACCGCACUGAAGAGCUCCGGCGUGGGAGAGUACGAGUUCGGAGCCAUUGAUCAUAGUAAAUACACGGGGGAUAUCUCGAACGUGACUGUCGACCCCUCCAGGGGGUUCUGGGAAUUCGAGGCUGCUCAUUUUGCUGUCGGGAAUGGGACCGUACGAAGCACCAAGACUAAGCCUACUGCGAUUGCGGACACCGGAACCUCCCUCAUGUUGCUCGACCAAGAAGUGGUCGAUGCCUACUAUAAGCAAGUCCCAGGCGCAGUAUUUGCAAGAGGUGCCAGCGGUUACAUUCAUCCUUGCAAAGCUGAUAUGCCAAACCUUUCAAUUGCCGUCGGGCCCAAACACCUGGCCACAGUACCCGGCCACUUUCUUUCAUUCUCUGUGGUCGGCACCAAUAUAACGACCGGAGAAAAAGUUUGCUACGGAGGUGUCCAGUCUAACCAAGGUGGUCGGAUGCAGAUCCUGGGUGAUGUGUUCCUCAAGGCCUUCUUUGUGAUCUUCGACCUGCGAGGGCCAUCACUUGGGAUUGCCUCCCUAAAGCAACCGGUUUAA